UCCAAUAUAGAUCAUGUGAUUUGCUACCAUAAUCUCUAGUUUUUCAAUGCAGUAGCUUUAUUAAAAAAUCCAAACUUGCGGUUGAUCAUCAAAAACACUUCAGAUUUAAUUUACAGAUGCAGAAUUCGGGUGAUUUGGAGACUUGUUUCCAAAGGGAAAGCUGUGUUGGAUUGUUGAUCUUGUUCUGGAACGAGUGCUUUAAAAGGGAAAAUUUUAUGAGCUGUAUGAGCUAGAUGCUGAAAUUGGUCACAAGGAGCUCGAUUGGAAAAUGACACUAAGUGGCGUGGGAAAAUGUAGACAGGUUGGCAUAUCUGAAAGUGGGAUAGAUGAAGCUGUUCAGAAGCUCCUAGCGCGAGGGUACAAUGUAGGACGGAUGGAACAGUUGGAAACAUCUGAGCAAGCAAAAUCUAGAGGCUCUACUUCUGUUAUUCGCAGAAAACUAGUUCAUGUAUUCACUCCUUCUACCACAAGUGAGGGUAAUAUUGGGCCUGAUGCAGUUCAUCUUCUUGCAGUUAAGGAGACUUGCAAUGAGCUAGAGAAUGGUUCAACCACUUUUGGCUUUGCUUUUGUCGAUUGUGCUGCUCUGAAAGUUUGGGUUGGUUCCAUAAGCGAUGAUGCAUCUUGUGCAGCUUUGGGGGCUUUGCUGAUGCAAGUGUCACCGAAGGAAGUUAUAUACGAUGCUAGGGGUUUGUCAAAGGAUGCUCAAAAAGCUCUGAAAAAAUACUCAUUAACAGGUCCUGCAGCACCACUCAUGUCCCCAGUCCAGCCAGGUGCUGAUUUUGUUGAUCCUGCAGAAGUGAAAAAUUUCCUUGACUUGAAAGGUUACUUUAAAGGAUCUUGUAAUAGGUGGGAUCACACCUUUGAUGGAGUAACGAGCCAUGAUGUUGCGUUAUGUGCUCUUGGGAGUCUUGCCAAUCAUUUAGAGCGAUUGAUGUUAGAUGAGGUCUUACGUAAUGGCGAUAUUCUAUCAUACGAAGUCUAUAGGGGUUGCCUCAAAAUGGAUGGACAAACACUUGUCAAUCUUGAGAUCUUCAACAAUAAUGCCGAUGGGAGUCCAUCAUGCAAGUACAAUAUUUUUGUCAAAUCAAGCUUUGUACUCAUUCUAAGGGGCAAUUGUGGCAAUUAUAUUUUCUUCUAUUCUAACUGUGAGUGAUUAUUUAU
Messenger RNA from Nicotiana tabacum (common tobacco), 1161 nucleotides. Its product is annotated as DNA mismatch repair protein MSH7-like. Gene Ontology annotation, molecular function: ATP-dependent DNA damage sensor activity; mismatched DNA binding; ATP binding. NCBI's taxonomy places the organism in Eukaryota, Viridiplantae, Streptophyta, Magnoliopsida, Solanales, Solanaceae. The record is from RefSeq and is a predicted model, not a curated record. Gene Ontology annotation, cellular component: MutSalpha complex; nucleus. Gene Ontology annotation, biological process: mismatch repair.